GAGAAUACCAAACCAACCGUUACGUUCCUACGUUACGACACUCUCAAAGCGAUCGGUGAAGGGUUUGUGGGUCAUGGAUGAGGAAGGUAAAUAAAGGAGAAGCGCUGAUAUUCCACACGGUUACCGGGAGCUUUCACGCUGAGGCACCUGUCUUUUUGAUACGGUUGGUGGAGGACACACCGGAGAGGAGGGAGUGUCGGUUCGGCUCCAGCAGCAGCAGAAGCUGUCGGCGUUCUCAGGGUUUGCCUCGUGCUUGUGUUGCCAUGGCGAUGCGGGAGUUGGUGGAGGCCGAGUGUGGGGGAGCCAAUCCCCUCAUGAAGCUGACCGGUCACAUGACCACGGAGGGGGGAGCAUGGCGGCACCGCUCAACACCUACAAUGCCUCCCUCUUCUAUUGAAAUUGCAACUGAGGAAGAGCUGGUGAAUGAGUUCCUCCAGGCGCCCCCUCGCCCCCCUCACACAUUUGACAUGGGUCAGCUGUUGGAGGAAAUGCAGCAGAUUGACCAGCAGAGCUACAGGCAAGCUCCACAAAGAGCUCCAGAUGUGGCAGCGUUGGCGCUCUCCGGUGAUUGGACGGCUGAGUUCCUCUCCGGUCCGGACUCCGCCUCCGCACCGGGGCUCGUGGCUCUCGGGGAAGCGGCAGAAGCUGAUUGGACGAAAGAGUUUAUCGCUGAGGCUGCAGAUCCUGGUCGCUGGGCGGAGGAAUAUCUGGAGCAGUCGGAGGAGAAGCUUUGGCUCGGAGAUCUGGGAGACAAGGAGAGCGAAUGGACGAAGGAGUAUCAGCCGGGGGAGGAUCUGAGGCAAACAGCCAAUGAGCUCGUCGCAAAGGUCGACGACCCAAAGUUACAAAACUCUGAGUUCCUGCGUUUCAUUAGGCAGAUUGGAGAGGGCAGUGUGACAGUGGAGAACAUGACAGACAAACAGCUGAGAGAUAGAGCUCAGGCGGAGGAGGCUCAGAGCUGGGCCUCCCACCUCAACCAGUUCCUGACGGAGACGGGGGGAGGGAGUCUCCCCCUGCAGCCUCCAGAGAGGGAGGAGAAGAUUGAGAAAGUUAAAGCUAAACAAGCUCGGAAGUGGGCAAAGGUCGUCAGGCAGGUUUCACACGACUCGGCUGAAGCUUGGGUCGAUGAGUUUGCUACUUCAGGGCCGGACUUCCAGCAAGCUAAAGCUGCAGUGGAGAGUGAUGUGGAUUUCUGGGAGAAGCUGCAGCAGGAGUGGGAGGAGAUGGCCAAGAGAGACGCAGAGAGCCACCCCUGGCUGUCGGACUUCGAUCAGCUGCUCAGCACCUCCUAUGACAAGGGGUAUCAGUUUGAAGAGGAGAACCCGUACUUGUCCCACCCGGACCCUCUGUCCGAGGGGGUGAAGAGGAUGGAGGCGGGGGAUAUCCCCGGUGCCGUGCGGUUCUUUGAGAGCGCCGUGCAGAAAGAACCAGACAACCAGCUGGCUUGGCAGUAUCUGGGAUCCUGUCAGGCUGAGAACGAGCAGGAGUUCGCCGCCAUCAGCGCCCUCCGCAGAUGUAUAGAGCUGCAGAACGAUAACCUGACGGCUCUCAUGGCGCUGGCGGUCAGUUUCACCAACGAGUCGCUGCACAGGCAGGCCUGUGAGACGCUCCGUGAUUGGCUGAAGCACAACCCGAAGUACCACUCAGUGUGGGAGCAGAGCGAGAGCCAGAGGCAGGAGGGAGCGAGUGAGAGGGAGAAGGAGAGGGAGAGGUUCGGAUCCCUGCUGCCAGAAUCCCUGUUUGCAGACGUCCAGUCGCUCUUCCUGCACGCAGCGAACUCCGACCCGGCUCAGGUUGACCCGCAGCUGCAGUGUGGACUCGGAGUCCUCUUCAACCUCAGCGGGGAGUACGAUAAGGCGGUGGACUGUUUCAGCGCCGCUCUCUCUGUCACCCCACAGGACUACCUGUUGUGGAAUAAGUUGGGCGCCACGCUGGCUAACGGCAGCCGCUCAGAGGAAGCUGUGGCCGCCUACAGGAGAGCUCUGGAGCUGCAGCCAGGGUUCAUCCGCAGUCGAUACAACCUGGGAAUCAGCUGCGUCAACCUGGGGGCACACAGAGAGGCGGUGGAGCACUUCCUGGAGGCUCUGUCUCUGCAGCGCCAGGCCUCAGUGGAUGGAGCGAGGGCAGCGCGGGGUCCCGGGGGCGCCGCCGCCACCAUGAUGUCCGACAACAUCUGGUCCACGCUGCGCAUGGCGCUCAGCAUGAUGGGAGAGAGCCCUCUGUACGCUGCCGCCGACCGACGAGACUUAGACACGUUGCUGGCUCACUUCUACCAGAGGGAGGUGGAGGGGGGGACAGAAUGAAGCCACAUCGAGUGUGAGUGCAUCUCGCUGGGAGGGAAAUGUCUGGGAGACUGAAUGAAGAGCAGAGGAGCGGUGACAGAGAGAUGGACGAGGAAGACACUGUGAAUCAUCCUGGACAGUCGUGGUUUCAUUUGCUCUUAAAUGGCUUCAAAAACAUUGCAGUAUUAGUCUGGAAGACACAGCCAGAUGAACUACAAACUGUUAAACAUGUUGGACCGUCCGCACAUUUCCUCUGACUCUGUUGAUCCGAAGAAAUGGGUUUGAUUUAAUGUCACUUUUGUUGUUAAUUUGAAUUGUGUUCUCAAUGAAGAAAGAAAAUCACGAGCGCUGCAGGAAGGAGACAUAAAACAUCCGACAUGAGUUGCUUUGCUCUUCCUUCUCUUGAAGUCAAUGUUUCGUUGAAAAGGCUUUUGGUUUUCAUGGCUGAAAUAUGGUCUGUGGUUAACACAAGCUUAAGAGGUGUUCUCAUGUUGUGCUAUGACGUAAAACAAGUCGGUAAUACCCCACUUUGAAGCUUUAACAUGUCCUAAAAAAAGGCGAUUGCUAACAAGGGGCUGAAUGUAACUACAGAGGCUGCUUUGGACAUGAAACAUCUUCACAUGAAACAUCUUCACAUGAAACAUCUUCACAUUAAACAUCUUCACAUUAAACAUCUUCACAUUAAACUUCUUCACAUGAAACUUCUUCACAUGAAACAUCUUCACACCAAACAUCGGACGACCCAGCUAGUCUUUGGAAUCAUGUGACUGUGGUGUAGUUUUGUUUUUAUCCUAACAUUGGCUUUUUACUUCAACUGAUUGCAUUCACACUUCAAAAAGUGUCCAAAUCUCAAAAACCUUUCUUUGCCAUAGAGCUUAUGUUCAAAUCCCAUUGAGUUGUUGUUGUUGUUGUUGUUGUUGACACAGUGCGAUGCUAACCUUAUGCUACGUCAUUCCUGCAGCACUCUGUGUGUCCGGUAGUGUUCAUCAGGACUCUCGAUGCUCUCUCCCUCCACAGUAGGCUGUAGAUCGAACUGUAAACUCUACAGUUUUGUAAUUAAAUGUACAAUGUUGCUGUGACAUCAAAAAGAGUACUGCUUUUUUUUUAACAAAAGUGCUCCCAAGAGAAGGAAUAGGCUCAGAGUUCAAACACUAAUCAGAUGCUGCAGCGGCUUGUUUGUCUUUCUUCUUUUGUAUUUUAUUUAAUUUUGUUAUCAAUUAUCAACCAGGAUAUCGAACUGACAACCAGCGGGACUGUUAUGAUUGUAUGUGUGAGAGAAUGUGUGUGUGUGUGUGUGUGUGUAUUAAUCGUGCAUCUGAUGAUACGGUCAUGUAAUUGUAAUAUCAUUGAGAACGGUUUCUCUGGGCUCCUCCCUUCUCUUGCUCUUUUUCAUAACGCUCUUGUAAAACAAUUUGCUUCGUUGUAAGAUAAUGCUCUCUGCCAUAUUGUGUGUUGUAACAUAAUUGUUGCACUAUAAUUGUGUUCAGGCAAGUUGUAUCCUGACUGCAAUGUUUAAUAUAAUAUUCAGCAAUAAAGCUUUGGUUCCCAGA
Messenger RNA from Gymnodraco acuticeps, 3832 nucleotides. It is a transcript of the gene pex5, whose product is annotated as peroxisomal biogenesis factor 5. Gene Ontology annotation, cellular component: peroxisomal membrane; cytosol. The transcript is spliced from 17 exons. Lineage: Eukaryota; Metazoa; Chordata; Actinopteri; Perciformes; Bathydraconidae. Gene Ontology annotation, biological process: protein import into peroxisome matrix, docking. The record is from RefSeq and is a predicted model, not a curated record. The coding region runs from base 78 to 2303 and encodes 741 amino acids. Gene Ontology annotation, molecular function: protein binding.